GCAAAGGUAGGCCUUACAUGCUUGUGAACCGCUGACGCCAAUGCAUUCGUUUCGACCAAUACAUUUCCUUCCUGUCGGCCUAAAUUUUAUCCGCCACGACUAGAGCUGUCGAAGCUUACAACUAGAUUCCGGACGGGUUUACCUACGACAAGUUAAAGACUACCCAGCAAGUAACGUUAAUCUAUGGUUAAGAUAACCAAGGUAUUCAGAUAAAUCUUUAUACUGAGCUAGUUUCACCAGUUUUGCGAAGUGAGAGAAAACGACGUCGACGACGGAGAACCAAAAGGACGACUGCAUACCGGCAAACAAAGAAACCUUCCUUCAAAAAAUAAUUUCUGUCCUCUCUUUAGUUAGCUAUGAGUCAUGUGGCCGUUGAAAAUGUACACGGUCUAGAUCAGCAGAUUGCUGCUCUAGACUUGAACUCUGCAGACCUGCAGGGUGGUGGUACAGGCAGACGUUACAUUCCACCUCAUCUAAGGAACAGAGAGGCUUCCAGUAGUGAUUCUGCCGGUUGGGAUGGAGGUCGUAAUAAUGGCUUUGUGAGCAAUGGCUACCAGGCUAACGGAAGUGGUUUAGCUGGACGUGGCUCAGUUCGCCAGGACCGCGGUGGCCGUGGAGGAUUCCGUGGCAGAGGUGCAAGUUCCUACAAUGCUGCCCAGCCCAUGCAGAAUGCAGGAUUCGGUGGUGACGGUGGUGGUGGUGGUUGGAAUGAUCAGAAGGAUAGCCGUGAUGCUUACACAAGCUUUGGCGGCCGCAAUGACCGGGGCAAAUCUGCUUUCGGGGGUACUUCCACAAGGGGGGGCGGAAGGUAUGAGCGUGGAAGCUUUGGAGGUGGAGGAGGAAACAGUCGCUGGCAGGAGGAACCCAGAGAGGAAGAUGAUUGGUCCAAACAACAGGCCCGCAAUGAGCGCCUGGAGAAUGAGCUGUUUUCCGGCGGCAACACAGGAAUCAAUUUUGAGAAAUAUGAUGACAUUCCCGUGGAGGCAACAGGACACAACAGCCCUAAUCCCAUCGAUCAGUUUGCGGAUAUCGACAUGGGGGAGAUCAUCAUGGGCAACAUCGCACUGAGUUCAUACACACAUCCCACUCCUGUGCAGAAGCACGCCAUUCCCAUCAUCAAAUCCAAGAGGGACCUGAUGGCCUGUGCUCAGACAGGUUCAGGGAAAACCGCUGCGUUCUUGCUGCCUGUGCUGAGUCAGAUCUACACAACGGGACCUGGAGAUGCCCUUCUGGCCACCAAGAACAGCGCCCAGGAGAAUGGAAGAUUUAGCCGGCGCAAGCAGUAUCCCCUCGCUCUGAUCCUGGCCCCAACAAGAGAGCUGGCAUUGCAGAUAUAUGAUGAAGCCAGGAAGUUUGCAUACCGCUCCCGUGUGCGUCCAUGUGUGGUGUAUGGAGGAGCGGACAUCGGCCAACAGAUUCGUGAACUGGAGCGAGGCUGUCAUCUUUUGGUGGCAACGCCUGGACGCCUGGUGGACAUGAUGGAGAGGGGCAAGAUUGGCAUGGACCACUGCUGCUACCUGACGCUGGAUGAGGCUGACCGCAUGUUGGACAUGGGCUUUGAGCCCCAGAUCCGUCGCAUCGUGGAGCAGGACACUAUGCCUCCCAAAGGUGUGCGCCAGACCAUGAUGUUCAGUGCCACCUUCCCCAAAGAGAUCCAGAUAUUGGCUCGUGAUUUCCUGGAGGACUACAUCUUCCUGGCAGUGGGUCGUGUGGGCUCUACGUCAGAGAACAUCACGCAGAAAGUGGUUUGGGUUGAAGAGGGAGACAAGAGAUCUUUCCUGCUUGAUCUGCUCAACGCCACAGUUUUACCCGGCGAUCAGGACCCAUCUGGGGAAAACCCCGGUGACAAGCCUGGCAAGGAGUCUCUCACUCUGGUGUUUGUGGAGACCAAGAAAGGUGCCGACGCCCUGGAGGACUUCCUGUACCGCGAGGGUUAUUCCUGCACCAGUAUCCACGGUGACCGCUCUCAGAGAGACCGUGAGGAGGCUCUUCACCAGUUCCGCUCGGGGAAGUGCCCCAUUCUGGUGGCCACAGCUGUGGCUGCUCGUGGACUGGACAUUCCCCAUGUGAAACACGUCAUCAACUUUGAUCUUCCAAGUGACAUUGAAGAGUAUGUCCACCGCAUUGGGCGUACAGGCCGUGUGGGAAAUCUGGGCCUGGCCACAUCAUUCUUCAAUGAAAAGAAUGCAAACAUCACUAAGGACCUGUUGGACCUGGUAGUGGAGUCUCAUCAGGAGGUUCCAUCCUGGCUGGAGAGCCUGGCCUUUGAACACCAGCACAAGAGUACCGGCCGUGGACGCUCUAAGGGAUUCUCUGGCUUUGGUGCCAGAGACUACAGACAGACCGGUGGUGGGGGUAGUACCAACGUCUUCGGAGGAGGUCGAGGAGGAGGAGGCGGCAGCCGCAGUACUGGUGGAAGCCAUGGUGGAAACCGUGGAUUUGGUGGCGGCGGUGGUGGUGGUGGUGGCUUUGGGAAUUUCUACAGCAAUGAUGGAUACGGAGGAAGCUACUCUGGUGGGAGUGGUGUGGACUGGUGGGGCAAUUAAUAACUCCAAUCCCCCUGAUACCCCCUUCAACCCCCACUCCACACAAGUUCAUGGGCUCAUAUGGCCCAGCUUGCUGAAUGGGAACCACAUGUUAGCCAGAUUGAAUAACCAUGUGUAGCUUCAGGACCCUCUCCGUACAUUAUCAGUCGUGAUUCUUUGUGGUGACGUGGAAGAAAAAAGGAAGUGGCAAGCAUCAAGAGAAUCUGAGAAUAUAUCCACCCAUCUAUUGCUCUCUGUCUGACACAAAGAUGGACGGCUAAGGCUAUUUGUUUAUUUGCAUCAUUAUCUUUUUUUUCUGCAAAACAAAGAAUCACUUGAUAAUGUACUCUGUCUUUUUUUUCUUUAUUUUGUUUACAUUUGCUUUUAAAAAAAAGCAUUGUACUUACUGACAUCUGGCCAUGAAUACUUCAACUUUUAUAUUUUCUUAAAAGGCAAAUAAUUGAGAUCAGAUUAAAUCAAACCUUGGCAAAUGUCUUGCGAUAUAAUGACUGAGUUGGUCAUUAUUCCAUUUUGAACUUCAAAUUUUGUCACCAGCCAUCCUGUGACGCGAUCAUAGGCGUGUUCCUUUAUUGGAAGAAAUGAUCUGGCAAAAUGUAUUUCAAAUGAAAAACGUGAUCUGUUCACUCUGUUCUUUAAAGGUACCUAUCAGAUUUCUUUGAACAAGCCAUUCCAGUGCAUAAUCUUAAUAUUCAGUCAUAUUUAAUUUUCUCAGAAUGUGUUUACAGCAAAGGCACUUGGUGCUUGAACUUAAAGGCCAUUCGUUUGAGCUUAUCUGCUAAAGGCAGCUUGUUGAUUUCAAGAGACUAGCAUGAAUGGUGUUAUUUGAAUAGCACAUUCUUACUUGAACUGUAUGAAAAUGAUGGAUAUUGAGGAAAUCUGUUUCUUAAUCAUAAUGAGAGACUGGAGUUGUACAAAAGCCACAUUUGCGAAAGUGGAAUGGUUACACACGGACUGCAGGAGUGAGUGUAUUAAUGCUACCACUGCAACGCUCCCAUGCUAGUGGUGUUUUUUGGUCAAGGAGACAAAAUCUGCAGAAGGCUUUAUUUCACUACACAAUCAUUAAAAAUCAUUUUUAUUUCACUUAAUUUUCUUGCUCUCUUUUUUUUUUUUCCCCAAGCUGCGUUCAAAUUCUGAAAGACAUCCUAGGCUUACUCAUAAGGCACAGCUCCGCCCGUCACCAAGGUCAGGCAGGACUUGGUGUUCUCUUCUGAUAGUCGAGAAUGUCAUUUGCGGCUAGUUGUAGAAUAUGGUAGGAUCUCCAAGAACAUAGGAACUUCACAAGGUGUGGCAUGAUGCAUUUUGUUUUUUGGUGUAGGCGUUCUUUGGAACCACUAUGUUACCAUCGGAUUGGGUGCUGUUCAAUUCCUGUUCCAUUCUGACUGCACGCUGGCAGCUAAUGUGAGGAAAUCUGGGGGAUGGGUUGCUGUAGUGUACUGUGGAGACUAUAUCAAUUGUUGGUGGCUGGUGUCGAGGGGUAAUCCCCGAGGCAGGUGGCAUCCUUUUUUUUUCUCAAGGAGAAAGUCAUUUGGGAGUGGGCAUGAAGAGUCUUCUGACUCCAGUGCAAUAGAUUCACUUUCAACUGUGUUGUGCCUUGACAUUUCAGAUGAAUCAUACAUUCUUUGCCCAAUACCAAUGCACUGACAGUAUUGUGGUAACAAAAUUUGUGUGGUGCUACGAGUUGGGUCUAGAUUCUCUUACAUUACACCCAUCAAGUUUUCUAAGUUAUUUUAUUGCACGUGUGCAGUUUUAUAGAUGUCUCGAGUACAUGUCCUUGUGUGUAAAGAUUGUUAAAACGCAGCUUGUUUACAAAAGGGAUAGGGUUCUCGGCAUUUGACCUGGGUUUAUUUGGGACCAGGGAAUUGGCAGUGGAGAAUUUAGCCAUUUGCACAGAUUACUAGAUUCUACUUUUGCUGCUAGACUGUGUAAUUUAUUAAGCGUUUUUGAAAAGUAUUUAUUUUUAUAUGCCUAAAAAGUGAUACUUUCAAUUAACUUGACCAAAAGACAGUAAAAACACUGGCACUUGAAUGUUUGUCACCUGAGUGAAAGUUGUUUUAUGGGAUAGUGUGAGGUUUUUAAUGUCAGCUAUCGGCCUUGUGUGCAUUUUGAUCAAUUCAAAUUGGCUGUCAAAAUUUGAAAGCUUACCACCAUGCCAAGGUUUGGACAGAAAAAAAAUAACAGUACAUUUAUUGUCAGUAAAGAGUUGGUUUUUCUUUUGUUUGCUUUUUUUUUUAAAAGCCCUUUUCCCUCCCCCACCCCUUAUGACAGGCACAUGAAAAUUGAUUAAAACAUAAUACAUGUGGUGUACUAUAAUGUUGAAAUGGAUUCUUGGGCAUCUCAUGGAUGAUGCUUUAUUUGAUGUGUUUGGUACUCUAGCAGCCAAAGUGAGGAUUUUUAUCAGGGUUCUCACUCCCAGUAGAGGUUAGUAUUUGCUUUGUGUAUAGUGUAGAUACUAUGCACAACAUGAAGACAAUUGUCAAUUGUAAGAUUUUACCAAAUAAAAAAUUUGACAUUGCAAA
Messenger RNA from Clupea harengus (Atlantic herring), 5062 nucleotides. RefSeq names its product ATP-dependent RNA helicase DDX3X-like. Gene Ontology annotation, molecular function: RNA helicase activity; ATP binding; nucleic acid binding. Lineage: Eukaryota; Metazoa; Chordata; Actinopteri; Clupeiformes; Clupeidae. The record is from RefSeq and is a predicted model, not a curated record.